AUGAAACUCUCUACGCUCUUCGGAACCUGCCUCGUCGCCACUGCUUUUGGCCUACCCCAGCGCAGCGACCUAGAUACCCCGCAGCUGUCAAAGCGCAUCAUCGGUGGCAAUAUUGCGGCAACUGGCAAGUACAAGUUCGCCUCAGUGAUUAAGCUCGACAUUGGCGGUCGCACUUACACUUGUGCUGGCACCAUCAUCUCCGAGAACCACAUUGUGACUGCUGGGCAUUGCCUGGUGGGGGCUACGGGCACCGUCAACUCUCCGCAGAACAUCACGGCCGGCUACGGCAGCAAUGUGUCUGAGCAGCAGACAUUCCAGACGGCCACUAAUGUGUUUUUGCACCCGCAGUACGACCCGUCACGGUUCGAGAACGACAUUGGUGUGAUCGAAGUCCCAGAUAUGCAGCUGGAUGGCUUGCUUGAACCAACCCAAGCUGUCACAUCCAUCGGCUGGGGCAUGACCAACUACACGGACUACUACAGCGUGUCGCCGGAGCUGAAGGAGGCCGUCAUCAAGAUUGGCAACCUAGGCUCCAUGCAAGUACCAGCACGUUCGAUCAACAGCAACGGGCCGCACAUCUGCAUUGAGAAUGCGCUGGUUCCCGACAACGGGCCGUGCAGCGGCGACUCGGGCAGUCCGCUGAUUGCAUACGAUGGCAACAGGCCGUACUUUGCAGGCGUCAUGAGCAACGGCGGCGGUGCGCACGGCGAAGCUACGUGUGCUGUGACCGGAGGCUUUGCCUUCUACACACACGUCAAGAGCUACAUCUCGUUUAUUGCUAAUGUCACUGGGCUUUCUCUGUAG
Molecule: messenger RNA, 804 nt
Organism: Linderina pennispora
Lineage: Eukaryota; Fungi; Kickxellomycota; Kickxellomycetes; Kickxellales; Kickxellaceae
Product: trypsin-like serine protease
Exons: 3
Coding region: 1-804 (267 amino acids)
Biological process (GO): proteolysis
Molecular function (GO): serine-type endopeptidase activity
Source: RefSeq, a predicted model, not a curated record